Cladocopium goreaui is the source of this 1992-nucleotide messenger RNA. The record is from the annotation of a GenBank genome assembly. NCBI's taxonomy places the organism in Eukaryota, Dinophyceae, Suessiales, Symbiodiniaceae.
AUGGGCGCUGGGUUUGGAAGAUGCUGGUGGCUGGCCCCAUGUGCUGGUCACUUGGCACCAGCUAUCACCAGUUCCAGGAAUGGAGGCGACGAGGUGGAGGAGCUGGGCGCGUGGGCACGUGGCUGGGGUCAAUUAACCCCUGAGCGUGCAGCCGCUUUUCUGGAUUGCGAUGGCCUUGGUGAUGACCACAUCUUUUGGCCCAUGUUCCGCGAAGCUCUGAAGUCUGAGGGCGUCUUGGGGGUCACCACUUUGCAGCUCGCUGUCAGGAAAUGGGGAGAGUGGGAAAACUAUCAAGAGCAGAUGGUUGAGAAAGGUCAACUGUCUGGGAAUUCUAUCAUCACAGUGCCGGGCUUGAACUAUUUGAAUGGCUCUGAAGUGGAGCUACACAUCAAUGGCUUGAUCGAUCUACCCGUGAUUUUUCAGAAAGCUGCCUAUUCGCACCUCUUCGACACCCCACCGAAAUGGGGUGCUGACUAUGCAGGAUUUUUAGCGUGUCCCAUUGGCUUCGUUCUGGUUCAGUACGUGAUUUUCAUUGCGAACAAAGUCCGCAAUCCCUUGGGAACCUCUUUGUUGAAGGAUUACUGGGAGGGCAUGGUGAAUGCCUUUGGGCUCAUUUAUGCAGUACCAUCCUAUGUUCUAGACCAUUCCGAAUCAGCUCACUGGGGAAUUACUUCCUCGGACAUUGCGGUGAACCUGAAUGUUCGGCCGGGCCACUACUAUGAAAGUUACGACAGCUACCUGGAGGAGAAUCCAAUCCCACCUGCCCAGCUGACGGAUUGGUGGCAGGAUGCUCCAUCGCUGGCAUCGUUGGACGCGGUGUUGGUCACCGAUCAGUGCGAUGAAAGGAUCCCUGUGGCGCUCAUCGGAGAGCAUGGGCCGGUGAACAUGGACCACCUUAGCACCAUCACUGCGGCCUUCCAGUCGGCCUGUGCGAAGCCGCUGGAGGUGGAAGCAGGCCAUUUCUUCACGUAUCUUUGGGCACUCGAGGGCACCUCCCAAGGAGAUCAGCUCCGUGCCUCCUUGCAGAUCUCUUGGGAAGAGUUUUGGGGCGAGCCAUUGACAAAGUCUCAAGGUCGCUCCGAGACCUUGCCCCGUUGGAGCGUGCUGGGCGCAGUCCAGGCCUUGAGAGGCUGGGCAUGGCGGAACCAGUUCCUACGACGAGCGCGUCUACGAGUUUGUUGUGAACCACUGUGGCUGUGUGUGCUGAUGCAUGCAGCCAUCGGAGCCGGCCGGCUGUUGGUUCGCGUCAGCAUGUGCCUUCUGCACUCCUUCGCCCAAGUCUUUGGGGAACAGGAGUUGCCAGAUUUUUGGCCCUUGGUUCGCAGAAUGGGCGCGGAAAUGCAGCCACAGGCUACCAUCAGUGCGGCCGCAAGGAUUUCGGCUGAGAUCCUGCAUUUCCAAGCCAGCAUUCGGCCUUUGUACGUGCCGGCCCUGUCAUUGCACGUGUCGCAAACAGCAAAAUAUUCGCCUACAUCCUCAGACGUCUUGCUCUUUCGCUUCCGGCUGCCUGGGGCACCGGGCUUUAUUCGAGUGAUCCAGAUGCUUACUGAGGAGGCCCGCGCCAGUGGUGUCCCGGUGCCCAGAGUUGUGAUCAUGGACUCCUCCAAGAAGUCCUUGAGCUUCCAAGAAAUUGGACGCUACCGGGUGCUGGCACUGCUGCCCCACGUGCCAUAUGCACAGCGGCUGCCAGAUGUCUUCGCGUUGGCUUCUCCCACCCUGGUCCCAGCCCUGCCUUUGCUGCACAAAUUCCUGUGGCCCUUCGCGGGACCCUUCUGUGGCCGCAGCGAUCCGGAUCUCUCGCGCUCCGUGGAUCCGCAAGCUGGAACUUGCAGCCACCCCUUUUCCCCCUUCGACUUUCAGGGCAAGGUCUUUCACCCUGGCAGUUUCGAAGAAGAUCGACGCUACUGGGCUCAGUACACGGAAUGGGAGAUUUGGCCCCACCUGAUCCGUUUCAAGCAUCUCGGCGCGGCUCGUGUGCGUAGCGACAGAUAG